UAAAAUUUCAUUAUGAAUUAUUUAAAUGCUAAAAAUUAUGUAGUAUUGACACGAAUUCUUAAUGAAACAAUAAUAAUGACAUUUCAAAUGUACGCUGUAACCCAAGAAUAUUCUUGAAUCUAUCGCGACAAUGUUGUGCAAUGUGCAAAAUUCAAGAGUAGAAAAAAAUAAUAAAACUAUCAAAAAUUUAUAACCUGGAUGGAACCUCCGUGCAGGAUCUGCAGUCGUCUCACCCCGCCGCCCGUUUUCAAUCCGCGCGCUCUGGAAAGCCGUUAUAAAUCGUCUGUCACGAGGCGAAGAGAGUACGAUCCGAGGAGAUAUGAUGCGAAAGUCGGUACGGAUUUGAAAUCCGAACUUGAUUCACGUUUCUACAAUGUCGGUCGUAUAGCCAACAAAGUGCAGGAGUUAAAGAGAAAUCUCGUACAGGAUUACGAUGAAUCGAAAUAUUUUGACAGGGAGCAGAGGUUAAGGUCGGAUGCGAGAAUAACUGACUUCAAAAGCGCUCGCAAUGCGAUGCAGAACUGCGCACGAGAGCUGGAAAAGAUAAAGACGUUUUUAGAAGAUGAAAAUACCUGGUGGAAGAUUCUCAAAGAGCGUUCAGCUACUUGUUGUGAGCAAACAUUGCCGCACUUGCAUGGAAUUCUGGAUGGAUCGUCGGUUACUCUAAUACUAUUUGAAGAAGGAAUCGAUGAGAUACCACGUCGUUUUGCGACAACCGCGUCAAGUAAAAAAGAUAACAUCGCAGAUUUCUGCUUCCGCAAUUCUUCCAAAAGAAUUCCAAAUGAAGCGAAUUAUCGCACGGAUUGGGAGAAGCGUACGAAAGAAUAUACAGACUCUUACGCAGCACCGUACACUGUUAGUGCGAAAUCGACGGUGGUUGAAGUUACAAAUACUGAUACAUACGAUUCGAAUCAACAAAAUGUUGUUGAAACAACUACCAAAAGCAAUCAGAACAUUGUUGCUACUGAGCUUUGGUUAGAAACGCGGGACGGUAAGAGAAGCGAUCAGAAAGUCUCGGAAUGGUCGGGCACGUCCAAAGAGACGCGCGACAAGACACAAUCUGAAAACAAAGAUAUAAAGACCGACAGAUCAAAUAUUGUGCCACCGAGAGAAAUGUGGUACGGCGAAAAUACAGGAACAACAUUCGAAGACGCGGUGAGCCCGCGUGAAACAUUCAGCAGCGAAAACACCGCGAGCGCGAAAUAUAUUGAUUUUGAAUCAAACGUGGACAUGAGCUCGAAACUUCCAUCUAGAAAUGUAACAAAUCAUAAACUUAAGUCAAAAGAGACUAAUGAGAAAGGUGCUUGUCAUUCUCAAAAAUCACUUCCAACAAAAAUUCCAAGAAUUAGAAAAGAUUGAUGUUAUAUGUAUAUAAACAAUUUUUAUGAAAAAAAUAUUUUUAGAAUUAUUGGUUUAAUUAUUGUAAGAUAAUUAAGUACGCGCACAAAAAACAAUAACGAUGUAAUAAAUUACUUCUCACAUUUUUGUAACUCCUCGAGAUUUGCAACAAUCG
Molecule: messenger RNA, 1513 nt
Organism: Pseudomyrmex gracilis
Lineage: Eukaryota; Metazoa; Arthropoda; Insecta; Hymenoptera; Formicidae
Exons: 7
Coding region: 199-1359 (386 amino acids)
Source: RefSeq, a predicted model, not a curated record